AUGCCUGGCGGAACAUCAUCAACCCCUCAGUAUGAAGCUCUUUAUAACGGCUUGGAGCCUCCGCCGUUCAAGAUGCCCUUCAUCGACAGUCCCGACGUUGUCACUUCCAACACGCUCAGGCUUGUCGGAGAGACUCCGGAUGCACGCAAACGUCUCCUUUUCACGUCGCUUACACGCCACAUCCAUGAGUUCGUCACGGAGAACAAGCUUACGGUACAAGAAUGGCGUGAUGCAGUCGCGUUUUUGAAUCGCACUGGCAACAUGAGCACACCGGAUCGCCCUGAGAUGGAACUUGUUCUCGACAUCUUUGGCGUGGAGGCGCUCGUCGAUGCGGUAAACAGUCCGCCUGGGGACAAUGCUACGGAGAGCACCCUUCUUGGACCUUUCUAUACGCACAACACUCAGGAUGUCUCGCACGGAGACUCUAUUGCGUCGGAGGGAAAGGGAGAGUAUAUGUACGUGGAGGGACGCGUCCUUGACACAGAAGGAAAGCCUAUUUCAAACGCUCUUAUUGACACUUGGGAGACGGACGACACUGGACACUAUGACCUCCAAUAUGCCGCUGAGGUUCCCGACUGCCGCGGACGUCUAUUCACAGACAAUGAAGGGAAGUUUAACUUCCGUGCCAUCGUCCCCGUUGCAUAUCCUGUUUUAGCAGAUGGACCCGUCGGUGACCUUCUUCUCGCGAUGAAUCGGCACAAUAUGCGCCCCGCACAUUUGCACCUCAUCGUAGACGCUCUAGGUUACGAAAAGGUCAUGACUCAGUUCUAUCCCUCCGGAGACAAAUGGCUUGACAGCGAUUCCGUGUUUGCUGUGAAGAAGAGCCUUAUCGUGGACUUGGAGACUGUGAACGAUUCCGAGCGCGCAAAAGCUCUCGGCUUCAAAAACCCUGACAAGGGUUUCAAGCUUCUUAAGCGCGACAUUGUGCUCCGUCGGAAGUAA
Coniophora puteana RWD-64-598 SS2 is the source of this 942-nucleotide messenger RNA. RefSeq names its product intradiol ring-cleavage dioxygenase. The transcript is spliced from 6 exons. Gene Ontology annotation, biological process: catechol-containing compound metabolic process. Gene Ontology annotation, molecular function: ferric iron binding; catechol 1,2-dioxygenase activity. The record is from RefSeq and is a predicted model, not a curated record. NCBI's taxonomy places the organism in Eukaryota, Fungi, Basidiomycota, Agaricomycetes, Boletales, Coniophoraceae. Bases 1 to 942 code for a protein of 313 amino acids.